Molecule: messenger RNA, 3503 nt
Organism: Durio zibethinus
Lineage: Eukaryota; Viridiplantae; Streptophyta; Magnoliopsida; Malvales; Malvaceae
Source: RefSeq, a predicted model, not a curated record
AAAAAUAAUUGAGAGAUUUUCUUUUAGUAUUUAAGCUUUAUUUACCCAAUAAAAAAACAUGUAAAACUGACUCCAUAGAUUGCCCACAUCCAUUACUAGUAACUACUAAUGCGCUCCUACUAUCAUCCAACGGUGAAUUGGAGUAUGCUUAGCAGCCGUGAUACGAAAUUCUCCUCAAAUGAUCCCUAAAUUACGACUUUGUCACCUCCACCAACGCUCCACUCCAGUCCACUCCGCUCCACCACCCUGUCUCUCUCUCUCACUAAAAAUCCCAUACAUUCCCUGGCGAAACAGAUUCAGACACCGAGAAAAGCACUUAAAGAAUCAAUAAAACCAUGGAAGCACUGCACGACUACGACACUUCUUGGAGCUCCUCCUCCAACUGGUUUAUCGCCUGUGGUUCUCUCCUUAAUUCCGUCACGUUCGAGUCUUCAUUUGCGCCAAUCACCGACUCCAAUCAACAUGAUCAAGCCAUUGAUUCCGCUCGGAAAUCCCCCCUUAUCUUGUGCCCUACUUCACCUGAUUCCGUCCCCUGCGAGAUCACUAGUGAGUCCCCCAAAUUUUUACCAUGUUUCUAUCAUUAUCGGUUUAACAUAUCGAAAGAAUUAUUAGCGUGUUAGUUGACGUUACUGGAUAAUUGGGUUUUCAUUUUUCUGAUGAAAGAUUCAACCUUUUGAAGUUAAAUCAGUAAAGUGACUUUUUCUUCUUAAUUUUUUUUUUUUUAAUUUGAUGCUUGUUAAGUAAGCAAUGUGAAUUUUAUUAGCAUUAGGGUUAGUAUAUAUCAUUUUCCAAAUUUAUUAGUAGAAGUUAGUUGGGCAUAAGAUAAAUUCAAGCAAAGGUAAAGAAUUUGCAAAAAUAUCCCUUUUUCCAAAUUAUUGUAUUCCUUACUCGCCUUGUGUGGAUCAUCUUAUGCUGCAAUUGCUUUUGCACAAAAACAUGAACUAAGACAGGUUUAUGUCCGAAGUACUGCUCGAGUAUAUGAAAUAUACUAUUCUGCUAAACCUCGGAGCAGCAAUGAGUAUCUCUGUACUGUUCGAUGUGGUAUUGCCUCCAGAGAUGAAGAGGUGCUUCAUGCAGCCGAUGUGGAUGAAGCUGCUUUGGCACAUAUAAAGGGAGCCAAUAAAGAGUUAGAUGAAAAGAGACUAAAAAAUGACGGCAAUUCAAAUAUGAAUGAAGUUGAUUGGGUUGAAGUUAAAGCUCCUGAUGCUUCUGUGCUUGAUAAUGGAAGCCUUGUGCCAUCAAAUUCUAUUGUGAAUUCAGGAUUUAUAUGAGGCUACUGCUGAGGUCACUGAUUCAAACACCUGCAUGUCUGUUACUCUCCGCUUGCUUUCACUACAGAAUAAAGGUUGUGUAUGUGUUGGUGAACUCUAUGUUUUUGCUGAUCCUGUUGAAUCAGCUGACUCAGAAAAUGAAGUGGAUCAGAUGGAAAAUGCAGGUGGAAGUUCUCUUAUGGCAAUGCUUGCUCCCACACUUUUGCAGUUAUCUAAAACAGCAGGUCUCUGUCGCCGACAAAAUGAAAACAUGUUUGGCACAAAGGAAAAAGAAAAGACACAAGAAAAUGAUUCAAAGGCCAUUGAACCAUUAAAGUUUGCAAAUGAAAUCCCGCAAGAAGUAAAUCCCAGUUUAGCCAAUCAGCAGGAAGUGGACUUCCAGGAAGCAAUUGCAGCAACUAUUGAACCAAACCAACAUGAGAUCCCCCCACUUAAAGAUAGAGAAGCCAAGGCUGAUGUGUCAUGUGGGCAUAUUGAGAUAUUCCUGGAUCAGCUUGUUUCUCGAGUCAGCAGAGUAGAAGAUCUCCUAUUAAAGUUUGAAGAGAAUAUGCUAAAGCCCAUGAGGAGCAUUGAUGCAAGGCUCCAGUGUGUAGAGCUGCAGCUUGAAGAACUCACUAAGAAACCUAAGAAUUCUGAAUUGCCAUCUUGUGCAAGAUAUUCUGCUCCUGAAUUUUCAUGCCACGAUUCAGAUGAUUACACUCCCUAUAACAUUGGAAAUGAAUCUUCAUUUCAUGAUUUAUAUGCAUCACGUGAGAAGGAUAUUUCAUCAUCUAUCAAACCUGAUGAAACCAUUUAUUCUGCAAAUGCUAGCCACUCAUUCCCAAGUCUUGUAGUCACCGCUCCUGAAUUUUCUAAUGCUGAUGAUGAGGAAGAUAAUCAUAUAUCCGGAACUGGUUCUCCUAAGGAUAAACCAAAGCAGACUAUGUCAAUUGAUGAUGCAUUUGCAUCUGCCAUUGCCAGUUUCCUGUCUUCAACUUCAAUUGACCUUCAGAAAUAUACUCAAGCUCUUCCUGUAAAAGCCCCUGAAUUUUUACACGAAGAAGAUGGUAGCAUUGACAAGAAGGUGUCACCAGAAUCACAUUUUCAUGUAACAUCUGAACCUUGCCUUGACACAAGAGAUGGGAUGGAUUCAAUGGUUGCAUCACUGUCCUCCAACUGUCCUUUAGAGAGAGUAGGGGAGGCAAUGUGCUCUCUUAAUGAUGUUGAUUCUGAGCAAACAGCUAAAGAAGUUGCUGAAUUCUGUCAAAGGCAAGGCACUUGCCAUGACACAGUUGACUGCGUGGUUACUCCAGCCAGACUUGAUAUGCACCAGAUAGUAGGGGACGUGGGAAAUGGGGAAGUUAGCAGUGGAACAAGCAAAAUUUUUGUUCUUGAUGAAGCUGAUAUUCUGAGUCAAUUCCUUGAAAAUCAUGUUGAUUAUGUUUCUGAUACCAGUGAGGAAAGAGAUCCUCCUGCAAACAUGGGAAUUAAAGCAGAAGUCACCAAACAAGGUCCUCAUGAAGAAUUGCUGCAGAAUUUACUGGAAUUAUCAUAUGCUUCUUCUGUAGUGGAUUUGGAAACUCCAAUUCUGGAUGUAAAGUUUACUUCACAAGACAACUCCAAUAACAAGUAUCCCCUUGAAGCCCUAUUGUCUGACAUGCCUGCCACAUAUGCCGGUGCUUCUUGUUCUAAGAAAAGUGAUGAUGAUUCUCAAGUGGAUUUGGAUGGUUACGGUUCGAGCAAUAUGCCUUGGAACUGGGAGGUUGAAAACCUGGCGGAUUAUCAUGCAUGUAGCAACCGGGAAAUUUCGGCAGCAAGUCUUAUAUGAAACAGAAGUGCUAGUUGUGUCCUAAUGUGGUUUUACGUGUAGUAUUUUAGAAUCUUAAUCUUGAUUGUUAAUUAGUGUACAGGUGGUAGCUUGAAAACGCAGAUCGAUGAUGGUUUGGUAACAGAAGUGAGUUAGAAUUCAAUGCUUAGUGGCUUACUGAUUGGUAUGUGCUGCUGGUAUAAUCUAUUUAGGAUUUAAACUGCUCUGACCCUCUCUCUCUCUAUUGGUACAUUGUCCUUUUUUUUUUACAACAGAUACUUUGCUUUCAAGAAAUGGAAUUUUCCACAUCGCCGCUUCUGAAUUUCUGAAGGGACUCCUUGUUAAUCAAAUCAAAGUUUCAAGCUACAUACUACUUUACUAGUUAAUAAGGGACCGUGCUGGUGAUACGUGUCCGUCUUGGGGAUAAUCCUACUAAAAAGAUAAAA